GGAAACAUGUCACAUCAAAGUACUGAAACAGUGUUGUGACUUGUGAGCAUGGAGAAGGAAAAUAUUCGGAGUCGGAUAUCCUCACUAUUGCAUCUGAAUGCCACAAAAGUGGUUCAUGUUACCUACACAAGUGAUGCAUUUAACAACAAAGCCGAUGGCAGCCAAAAUUUCUCUUCUGCAGACAUUCUUUCUUCUGUUCAAGGCAAGCUAACAUCCUAUGAUGCAGCUCAUAGCAACAACGUUGAUUCAGUCAGGAGGAAUCACUUUUCAUCUCAUGCAGCUAUUGCUAAUGGCAGCUGGGAGCAUAACCAUAUGAAGAAUCAGCCUGUCAUGACACCGUACCAUGCUCCUCAUUCCGUUCCUGCCACUACUCCUCGCCCUAUUUGUAGUAUCUCCAUCCCUACUCUCAAUAACAACAACGUUGAUGCGGGCAUGUGGAAUGAAAUAUCAUCUGAUGUCAGUGUCAGAAAUCACUCUGCUCCUCGUCCUGUUUCCUAUCCCACUGUCACUGUGCUUAUUCAUGGUAUCACUAACCUUUGGUCAUAAAUUUCAAUCCAUUUUUUUAAUUGAUUUUGGCAAAAACUGAAAAGUCACUUUAUCAAAUUUAGUUGAAUUCCUUAUAAUUAUACACAUUUUUCCCCCAAUUAUAUAAAUCUUCUG
This is a messenger RNA of Cajanus cajan (pigeon pea), 660 nucleotides long. The record is from RefSeq and is a predicted model, not a curated record. Lineage: Eukaryota; Viridiplantae; Streptophyta; Magnoliopsida; Fabales; Fabaceae.